AUGGGAAAACCGAGAAAAACCCAUUUUCGGGGCAGACAAAGCGGUUACGGUGUGAACACUAAAUUAUUUUUUCUUGAGCCGCAUGAAAAGUACAAACACAAUUCUUUCCUAAAUGACUCGAAGCGUUCCAGAAAAGAUGCUCACUUCAAUUUACAGUUAUUGCUGAUAAUAUCUUCCGAAGGUCAGAAAAAUAGCUUAACGCAUAACAUCAAUCAUGUAGUCUGUUUAUGGGAAAAGCGCAAAUUGAAUUUGAGUUUAAGGGACAAGUGCUAG
Molecule: messenger RNA, 273 nt
Organism: Clunio marinus
Lineage: Eukaryota; Metazoa; Arthropoda; Insecta; Diptera; Chironomidae
Source: the annotation of a GenBank genome assembly